UGCUCAUUCACGAUAGAUUCGGAAAGAUUGCGAUCAGGUUUUUGUUUAGUUUCUCAGAACUCAACUCGGGAAGCUCUAGUAGUCGUUUUGAGUGGAGAUAAUAUUUUGAAAUAGCGGGAAAAUGUCUGCAGUUGGAAUCCUGCAUUUACUGGUGCUUUUCACCUGUAUUGCGUCGUCAGGCGCGGCUUUGUCUCCAGCAGCCAAUGGCCGACAACGAGGAUUUAUUGGGAUUCAGGGUCCUGACUUGGACUCAGUCUAUGUUGACCCGGUUACAAUGAGCACAUUAAAGAGUGGCCUGACCACAGUUUUCCUUCCUCUCGUCUACGUUUUUGUGUUUGCUGUGGGUUUGCCCAGCAAUGCCAUGGCAAUUUGGGUCUUUGUCUUCAGAUCAAAGAAGUUCCACCCAGCAGCUAUCUACAUGGCCAACCUUGCCUUGGCUGACUUGCUGUUUGUCAUCUGGGUCCCACUAAAGAUCGCCUACCACUUCAAUGGCAACAACUGGACCUUCGGAGAGGAGAUGUGUAAAGUUCUGGUGGGCUUCUUCUAUGGGAACAUGUAUAGUUCUAUCCUGUUCAUUGCAUGUUUGAGCGUGCAGCGAUACUGGGUGGUGGCUCAUCCACUCACGCAGCAGAGGAUGGACAAUAGACUGGCGAUUGCUGUAUCAGUAUGCAUUUGGGCUUUUAUUUGGAUCAGUACCACACCACUCUUCCUGUACCAGCAGACGGUCAAAAUCUCUGGGCUUAACAUAACCACUUGCCACGAUGUCAACAUAAUCACAAUGGAAAACUUUAAGAGUGGGAGCACAUUUCUGGAUGUGCAGAAGCCAUACUAUUACUUCAUGGUGAUGGCGGGGUUGGCGUUCUUCAUACCCUGUGUGGUUAUCAUCACAGCGUACGUCCUGAUGAUGCGCAAACUGGGACACUCCACUAUGGAGGGAAGUAACGCUAGCAAGAACCGUCGCCGGGCCAUUGUUCUCAUCAUUACAGUUCUCGUUACGUUCCUGGUCUGUUUUAUUCCUAGCAAUGUGAUGCUGGUGGUGCAUUAUGCUCUCCUGGGGAGUGGAAUUGCUAACAAUGGAUAUGGCUUCUACAUCACCACCUUGUGCUUGGCCAGCCUCAACAGCUGCCUGGAUCCCUUGCUGUACUAUUUUGUGUAAGAGGAGUUCCGGUCCCAUGUGAAGAACACGCUCCUGUGUCGAAGCAGCCGGACUGUGGAGAGGAUGAGAGUCUCCUUCAGUUCUCUGAAGUAUUCUAAGAAGACUAACACUUACACAUCUAGCACAGGCCAGACAGAUAGCAGUACAAUCUAAGAGCUGCAACGUACAUUUAAAAAGAGAAUGGAUGAUUACUUUGGCUGACUGUGAAUUAUUAUUUUAUUAGAGAUUCAUUAGACUAAUAUUUAGAUUUUCUCAGGUAGCAAAAAUCCAUAGAGGUGGAUUUAUUUUUGUAGGAAAGAAGCCAGGAUUUGUUUGACUGAGUCUUUAUAAAAGAAAGGGUGUGUGUGUGUGUGAGAGUGCGUGUUUGUGCAUGCGUGUAUGUGUGUGUGUGUGCGCACGUCCAUGUCUGUAAUUUAUAUACAGGAAAUGUUACUUGGUAUCAUAAACAAGGACAACACGGAGUCACAGAAUGAAACUUGACACAAAAACCUCUCUGGUGCAGCCAGUCAAGUUUGUGAAUUUUGUUGUUGUUGUUGUUUUUAUCUAAAUGUAAAGUGUGAAGCUCUUCUGCUUCUAAUAGACUGAAUCAGUCAUUUGAAGUUGUUUUGUUCUUUUAUGCCAUGUUUUUGUCGGUGCCCACUGCUGCCAGCUAUGUGACUAACCUCAGAUUUUAUUGUUGUUUUAUUGUCUGUGUGGUGAUUUUGUGUCAAAGGCUCAUAAAAAAAUUUUAAAAUAGUUUUUACAUUAGAUUUGGCUUCAAGACAGUUACAACCACAGACAGAAUAUACAAAGAGUGUAUAUAUAAAGAGCUAGAUAUAUGAGCAUGUAUGAAUGAUAGAACUGACUCUUGUUCAGGCAUUACACCGUCUUUAAAUCUACUUCACAUUUAAAACUACAGACAUUUAUUUUUGUACAUAUUUAUGUAAUGUCACUACAAUAAAUGUUUUGUAUAUUAUCAAUUGUUUUUGUGUUUUGUUUCCUAAUACACUCUUAAAUAUACUGAAACCUGAAGAGUUUCCAACAGCUAACAUACUGAGGUGCUUUUGUUCACACACUCAUGAGUCAUUGUCACAUGACUUGUGAGAUAUGAUGACAUCAGUGUAUGACAGUGACCUGUACAAUGAGACAUAUCUAAAAUUACUUAUUGCCUAAUUAAAUUCCAGAGUCAUGUCC
Pangasianodon hypophthalmus (striped catfish) is the source of this 2329-nucleotide messenger RNA. Its product is annotated as proteinase-activated receptor 2. Gene Ontology annotation, biological process: phospholipase C-activating G protein-coupled receptor signaling pathway; thrombin-activated receptor signaling pathway; blood coagulation. The transcript is spliced from 2 exons. Gene Ontology annotation, cellular component: membrane. The record is from RefSeq and is a predicted model, not a curated record. Gene Ontology annotation, molecular function: thrombin-activated receptor activity. The coding region runs from base 122 to 1156 and encodes 344 amino acids. Lineage: Eukaryota; Metazoa; Chordata; Actinopteri; Siluriformes; Pangasiidae.